CCGCCACUCUUUCACUCCAAUUCCAAAGCUUUCGUUCCAAAAUCCCCUAUUCACCAAAUCAUCUUUUUCUUCACAUUAAUUUCACCAAAAUCCCCAAAUCACCAAAUCUAUUUGCAAAAAAAAAUUAUAAGUGUGAAAUUGCUACUCCCUUUCGCAUCUAGCUUCCACCAAAUUCUCGAACCCUUGUCGCCGCCCCAGCUUUCUCCGACCGCCGCUCCAGCUUUCUCCGACCGCCGCUCCAGCCUUUCCUGGCCACCGUCGGCUCGCCCCGCCGCCGUCGGGUCGCCCUGCCCUGUCUCCUUCGAUUGACAGUCCGCCGCCUUCCACCAAAUCUCGAACCCUUGUCGCUGCCCCAGCUUUCUCCGACCGCCGCUCCAGCCUUUCCUGGCCGCCGUCGGCUCGCCCCGCCGCCGUCGGCUCGCCCCGCCGCCGUCUGCUCGCCCUGCCCUGUCUCCUUCGAUUGACAGUCCGCCGCCUUCACCUAGCCUUUCCCGGACGACUCCGUAGCAGCAGCAUUUUCCAACGCCAAGUUCCCAACGAAAGGUAAUGCUAUUUGUGUGUUUUGAGAAUUUGUUGUGAGAAUUUGCACUUAUAAAUUUGUCUAUUUUUUCUUUUUCGCUUUCUCUGUAUUUUUUUAUACAAUUUUGUCUGGAUUUGAACUUGAAGCCCUCCGAAAAUAAGUUUUUGUUUGGCAACGCCGCUCCUGCCGUCGAUUGCUUUUUCUGAUUUUGCGAGAUGAUUUUAUUCAUUUAGCUAGCACUCAUGCAUCCAUCAUUCAAUUCAUCCUUUGUACAGUGACUUGUUUGAGAACACAUGUGACUUGUUUAUAGAAACAAAGCAAAGUCUUAUUUGAAGAUGAUUUGUAGCAAUGGUUGUAGCUAGGAGGAAUAGAAUGUUGUAGGGUGAAUCUGCAACUCCUUAGGACUUGUCUGAUACUUCUGGGCUUACACUUAGUUUUUAUUAAUGCUAUAUCUAGGAAAUUCACUCCAAACACGUGUGAGUUUGUGUCUUCUAUUGAAUGCACCUGUUGCCUUAUUCUGCUUCUUCAUUGAUCUGUUUGUGCUUCAUUGGAGCUGUAAUGAGUUAUAGAAUGUAUAUCUAUUCUUAUUGUUAUGUUCUUUUUUCUGGGUGCUCAACUGCUGCAUAUAAAGGAAAGCGUGCAGCUGCAUUGGAGAGAAGUUCCUGCAGAUGUGAAACAGGAGAUCUGGGAAACGGUGAAGUUAUCUUACAAUGUUCCUGAUGGAUGGAAGGCUUCUUGUUUGGAAUCAGCAAAUAAUAAGUGGCGAUCAUGGAAAACUCGUCUGUAUAAUGACUUUAUUGUGCCAAACAAAAAUGAUGCAGCAAAGUUGUAUACACCACCGCCGGAUACUGGAAUUCUACGAGUGGACUGGAGUCAGUUUGUCAUAACUCGAAUUACAGAUGAUUUUAAGAAACUGAGUGAAAAGCAAAAGGAGAGAAGGAGUAGUUGACUUGCUGAUUUGCAUUUAUCCAUCGCUAACGGACUUCUGAUGGUGGCUGCUUCUCUAUUUUUCUAUCAAUUCCUCAUUCUUUCUUCAUGAGAUUUGCCAACGAGGUAACAGUCCCUUUUUGAGUAUUCUGUUGACAAAUAUAUACCACAGGGUUAAUUAGUUUGGAAGAUUUUUGUCAAUUAUUUGUUCUUUGAUAAUUACAUGAAAUGAUCUGAUAUACUUAUGUAUAUAGAAAAGGGAUUGGACUUCAAUAAUUACACAUGUGGAUGGAAUUGGAUUCUGGGACGCUCGUAGAGCAUUUUGGGUUUUCCUUUCACUAUUUGUAUCUAUUCAAAUAUUCUUGUAUAAUAUUAUUACAUUUGUUGAAAGUUAUUAUUAUGUUUACAUUUUGCUUUGUUA
Molecule: messenger RNA, 1868 nt
Organism: Salvia miltiorrhiza (redroot sage)
Lineage: Eukaryota; Viridiplantae; Streptophyta; Magnoliopsida; Lamiales; Lamiaceae
Exons: 3
Coding region: 1113-1469 (118 amino acids)
Source: RefSeq, a predicted model, not a curated record